GUUCAAUUAGGUGGGAGUAAUACAGUGGGCGGGAGUAGAGGACUAGAAAAUGGCGAUUCCGAUAUUUUUAGAAGUGUUUGCUUUUAAAAAUCGUAAACAGUUGUAUUAAAUACAGUAAAUUUGAGUUAAUUAAUGAAAAAUAAAUUCCUAAAAUAUGCAAGGUCAAGAAGGCCUUUCUGGGUCUUCGGACCACAGAUUGGCUCUGAUCCAUGAGAUGAGCGCUCAUAAUUUUGACCUUAUAAGAUUCGCCUCUUACAGAACUGCCACAAAAUUGAGAUUCAUACAAAAAAAAGUGAGCUUACACGCAGUGGAUAUUUGGAAUGUGAUAGAAGCAUUUCGAGAACAAGGUUUACACGCCUUGGAACCUUCCCAAGAAUUGAGCGUCGCUCGUCUGGAAACAUUGCUUUGCUCUCUUUACCACAGUUUGAAUAAGAGGGCCCCACCUACGCAACAAGCACACGUUGACGUUUGCGUUAGCUUGUUGCUAAAUUGGAUUCUGGCAGCUUAUGCUACCGUUGAUAAUGUUGGAAAAAUUAGAGUAUUUUCAAUAAAAGUAGCCCUCGCUACUUUAUGUGCCGGGAAACUCAUGGACAAACUUCGUUAUAUAUUCUCACAAAUAUCCGAUAGCAACGGAUUACUCCUACAGUGGAGGUUCAAUGAAUACCUUCAAGAGGUAUUAGCGCUUCCGGCUGCAGUUUACGAAUCACCUACUUUCAAUUAUACGGAUUCUCUUGCCAAUACAAUUUUUAAUCCGAAUGCCAAAGUUACCGUUAAUGAUUUUUUGGAUACCAUGAUGUUUGAUCCCGGACCUCCUGCUCUGGUUUGGUUACCAUUGUUACACCGUUUGGCUAAUGUCGAAAAUGUUAUUCAUCCAGUUCAAUGUGACGCUUGCCAAAGGGAAAAUUUCACAGGAUUCCGGUAUAGGUGUCAGAAAUGUCCCCAUUAUACCCUUUGUCAGGAUUGUUUUUGGAGAGGACGUGUAUCUUCACCCCACAUACUCGAACAUCAAGUUAAAGAAUACGCUUCGUUUUCUCCAAGCAAGACGAUUGGGCAGUCAUUGAGGAAAUCAUUCCGGUGCGUUCCGGAUAAACAGAAAAAUAACUUACCCAGAUUUCCGGAACAGCCUGAAAAAACUUUGAACCUUUCCCAUAUUGUGCCGCCUUCUCCAAUUCCAUCUCACAACGGUUUCCCGGAUGGUAAUUUCUCAGCUUUCGAUGGAACGGGUAGUUUGGACAGCAGAUCAACAGCAAGAAGCUUGGAUAGCGCUCGCGACGACGAGCAUCGUUUAAUCGCUAGAUACGCUGCAAAAUUAGCCGAAGAAGCCAGAUCCGGAAUGCCCCGAGGCGGUUACAGAAAACAUUCCCUGUCGCCGGAUACGGGCAGAGUACCUUCCGAAGCUUGCCUCGGUAUGGAUUCAACUAGGGCUCAAAGGGAGCUCAUCAACCAAUUAGAGGCUAAAAAUAGGGAAAUUAUGAGGGAAAUAGCCAGGUUGAGGCGUCAACAAGAGUUAGAAUCCAGCGGACACGGUGCUGAUAAUCCGGUAUUGAUGAACGAACUUAGAGCCCUCAGAAUGAGAAAAGACGAAUUGGAAACGCACCUAACUACGUUACAAGACUCCAGGAGGCAGCUCAUGAUGCAACUGGAAGGGUUGAUGAAAAUGUUGAAGAAUCAUCAAUCGUCUCCGCGUAGCACUCCAAAUUCGUCACCGCGUAGUACAAAAUCUCCACCUCUUCUACCGGGUGUUCAACCCACGACGCAACCGAAUCCUCGUAGCGCUCCCCAAACCCCCAUAGGUAUGCCACCUUGUACCAUGGCGAAUUCCGUACCGGCUGUUAGCCAAACUGUACAGAAUAACCAACAUCUACCACAUUCCCAAGGGAUAAUUAUGGGAAAUAGGGAACAAAUUAAUAGUUUACCCCAAGAAAGGGGAUAUAAUAACGAUUCUUUGACCGGAGUUGGGGGUGACGUCAGAAGUGCUUUUGGAGGUUCUUCGAAUAUUAAUUUAGGUAACGGAAAUGGUACUCCUGGAUCUGUAGGUCGUUCUUUAAGGAAUGAUCUAUUAGUAGCAGCAGAUUCCGUCACCAAUGCCAUGUCUACUUUAGUCAGAGAAUUAAAUUCAGAACCUUCUGCGCGUCCAGAAGCUAGCGCGAUCAGAAAACCCAUAGAUUUCGAAGAUGACGGCGACGAAGAAUCGGACGGAGGAUGGCAGCAAGAACUUCAGCGUCGUUACGCUCAGGAAGCGAAUUUCAUGGCGGAAUUACGUGCCCGUCAUCCGACUUCCCCACCGGAAAACAAUCAAAUGGUAGUACAGAAUUCGUACGGACAAUACAACCACGGACAGCCUUUCCAUAUGCAAGGAAUACAUUAUCCCCAAAAUUCGAACAUGAAUUCCACUUCCAAUUACGUUUUCCAUCAGAAUUUUUCGAACUUUAGUCAGUCCGGAAGUAAUUCCGGACAUUUCGGUAACCAGACAAAUAGACCGGACAAAUUAUUACACGCAGAAACAGCAAUGAAGAACGACGCACAAGAAUCAUUGGAAGAAAACGAAGAAAUUAAAAAUAAGGAAACCCUGCAAUUCGAAGAAGCUCUGAAACAGUGGGUGAAUCGGUAAAGUCCAUAAAACCGAAAUUCCUGUCAUCGACAUCGAUUAUCUAAUUAAUUAAAAAAAUAGCUAAUCCAACAACCCCCUACAAAUAUUCAUCUAUCGAUUUAAUAUUUUAUACAUUUAUUCAAGAAAUGUGAUUUUUUUUGAAAAAUUGAAAGUUUUAAAUUUUUUUGAUUUGUUCUGGAAGUAAGAAUUUUCUAAUAUUUGAAAAAAAACUACCAUUAUACCAAUUUAGGUUGUUGUACAUCAUUUUGGUACCUCAGUUUUUCAAAAUUUUGUUCCGAUAGACACUGAACUUCGAAAUAAGAAUGAAAUUUGCUUAUAGUCGGACCAAAUAUUUAACCUACCUAACGCUAUCUCUACUUGUAACGCUUUUCAUACCUUUUUAAUAAAUAAGAUGAAAUGACGAGGGAAGACGGAAAAAAAAUAAAUAAAGACACAGAAAUCAAUAAGUUGAACUUGUAAAACUGUGCGAGGAAAUUAUAUAAUAAUAUCUCUAUAGUCAUAGAAUUUGGUUAGUUCCUCAAGAACCUGAAUAAUUAGUGUAAAGACACGACGAAUUCAUUCGGAUUUGGUUGAAUAGAAGGAGAAUAGGAACAUCUCUCCGUUAAUGGGGAAGAAUGAUAUUCGUUGCUUAUUUCGUCUAACUUCGAAAUUUAUGAGAAAAAUGUUUUUUUUUUUCUUCGGAUUUCUUACAAAAACUCGAAAAAGUCUUUUUAUAAGAAAAAUAUGUUUUUUUUUUCUUUGGAUUCUUGCCAAAAUCUAGAAAAAGGUGGAUUUUGUUGAUAUGAAUCGAAAGUCUAUAGUUUAUUAGAUUUGGAGGUUAUCUUAUGAAAUAUUCCAGUUUCUUCAUUAAAAAUCUAUAUUUCAGUAUUUUUUAGUUUAACUUUGAAAUUUAAGACAAAAAUGUUUUUUUUUCUUCGGAUUCUUCCCAUAAUCUUCAAUAUGGUGGUUUUUAGUUUUAGUUUAUGUUUUUUCGCUUUGGAUUUUUUACAAAAUCCAUAAUAAGGUGCUUUUUGUUGUUUUAAAUCGACAACCUACAGUCUAUUUUGUAAAAGGUGAAUUUAGUUCAGAAAUAUAGCGUUUAAAAAAAAAAAGAUUCACUAGCGAUGUUGAUUUUGUUUGCGUGUAAUUUUGAAUAAUUGAAAAAAAAAUAUGGGAAACUGUAUAAAAGUUGUAAGAAAAAUCCUUUUUCUUUUUGAAAAAAUUGUCAUUUUUUUUAAUUGGAUCAAAACAAAUGUGAAAAAACAUUUUUCUUUGUGUAUUUUGUUGUACCAACUUCACCUACAUAAAAAUUGACACCUUUCAACCGAUUUUUUCUUCUCUUUGAAUAAUAACUUUCUGUUUUUACUAUUCUUCACGUGUCCGACCCACUUUUUUAUUGAAUUUGAAGGUUUCCUUGAAAAAAAUUCAAUUUUCUGCCAUUUUUCAAAAUUUGAUUGAAACACAUUUUUCUUAACGUAUUUUAUUGUACAAUCUCCAUCUACAUAAAACUUUUACCCUCCAACCAAUUUUCUCUUCUCUCCAUGUGUCUGAUCCACAUUUCCAUUCGAUUUUACCUUUCAUUCUCCAUUUUUUCUAUUUUUUCUAUCUUCUUGAUCUUCCCUGCUUUAUCAACCUCCAUUUUUUAUUGAAACACUUUCCUCUAUCAAGUUAUUUUUUUGUCUUUUUUCUUGCUUCAUCAUCCUCCAUUUUUACCAAUGUUUCUUCUCAAGUUGCCACUUCUUUCACCUUAUAUACGAUCAUUACUGAUUCUUAUCGUUCUUUAGUUUCUUUUGUGCAUUUUCUUUAACUAUCUCAUUCCUCACAAAUAUAUUGUUGUACCUAUCUUCGUUUUUAUCACUUUAACUAAUAUUAUCGAUAUUCCUUCUUCGUCUUUGUCUUUUGUACAUAAAUAUAUUCUUCUCUUUUAUAUAUUUCCCUUUCUAUCGGUGUUGUAUCUAUUCGUAUUAAAAACUCUUCUAACUUUUGUUUUCCAUGCUUCUUCGCAUCCUUUCUUUCGUUAUAUUUCAUUUCUUCUACUAUUUCAUCUUCUCGUUAUAUUUUUUUUUCGUUUUGUUUAUAUUUAUUGUACUUUCUACUUGUUCUUCGAUUAUUUCUUCAACUUCCUGUCUAUUUUGUCAUAGUAAAAUGUCAUUUUUGAUAAGACGAUGAAAUUAAAUUCCUAAUUAUGAAGGUUCUUCUAUAUAUAUUUACAUGUAUCAUAUACAUUGUGUAGCUAAAAAAAAUAUAUAUACAUAAAAUGUAAACGAUUUUCUUGUUAAUUUGUUAACGAAAAAAAUAGUCUAUUUGUUCGGUUCAACUGAUCUCGAUUCAACGUAUUAUCGAUCAUUUUUAAUUGUUAUUUCUUUGACUGAAAGUUUGAGUAGAACUAGUGACAGAAUUGUUGAAAGUUUUACAUGUUAUACAGUAGUUCUUUAUUGAACAAUAAAUAAUGUGGUUUUUGUUCCUGUAAAUAGAAUUUUCAUUCCCCUCUUUGAUCCUUUCCAAAAAAAAUAA
Diorhabda carinulata is the source of this 5104-nucleotide messenger RNA. Its product is annotated as dystrobrevin beta. Gene Ontology annotation, molecular function: zinc ion binding. The transcript has 18 exons. Gene Ontology annotation, cellular component: synapse; plasma membrane. The coding region runs from base 155 to 2611 and encodes 818 amino acids. The record is from RefSeq and is a predicted model, not a curated record. Gene Ontology annotation, biological process: synaptic signaling. Lineage: Eukaryota; Metazoa; Arthropoda; Insecta; Coleoptera; Chrysomelidae.